Molecule: messenger RNA, 684 nt
Organism: Symbiodinium sp. CCMP2592
Lineage: Eukaryota; Dinophyceae; Suessiales; Symbiodiniaceae
Source: the annotation of a GenBank genome assembly
AUGCCGGUGCUCUUGGUAUCUGCCGGCUGCUGUGCUGCGGCCUUCGGCUACAGAGCCCUCUACAUCAAGAUCCGGGGACCCCACAAGCCGGCUGAAGCUGAGUGUCCACGUCGGCGGGGCUGUCUUGGCUGGCAGAAGCUACUCGUACCCCAAGUUCAGGUCCGGGUGGACUUCACUCUGCAGAAUCUCAACACAGACCAAGCUUUUGCCGUCAUUCGGAAUCCCCGCCUUCUUGAUGAAACGACGCCGUUCUGGUUUCGCUUGAUAAUUCGCAAGAAGUCCCAGCAGGACAUCGAAGACUUCUUGGCCAAAUCCGAGCCGCAGCUUCUGAAGGAGCAGAAAAGCCAGCUAGAGCUGCCUCUCUUCUUCAACUACUGGAUGCUAGCAUUCGUCGUCCCGUUCCCUUGGACAAGCAAAGUUACCCAAUGCGAGAGAUGUAACAGCUCGGGCGCCGAUUACCAACUGACUUACGAACAAGCCAUCGGGCCGUUCUUCGGUGGCUUCGUGCAUACCCACCUGGUCAAAACAAGUCCUGCGGGUGGGAGCCUGGUGGAGGACACGAUCGAGUUUGAUGUCACCUCGGAGCCGCUUGUGAACAACGUCACUUGGUUUGUCCUGGACUUUCUGCUUCGGGGCCGAUGUGAGAACCUCAACCGCAGUCAUGGUGGCAAGAUCCUGAAUUAA